AUACAUAAAUAAAAUCUGCUCCUUCGUGCAGACGUGCACACCAUCUCCAACAAGCUAUAUUCAAGGCUUCAAUAAUACGGAAAAAAAAAGAAGGGAAAUUGAAGUCCUGGCCGGCGCAGCUGGCCUUUCUGGCUUCACCUCCUAUUUUUGUCAGUUCCGUUCUUGUAUUCCGCCGUUUCAUCAAGGACUAAUUAAGCUAAGCCAAACUGUUGGAUCCCUUACUUCCUUGAAAACCGCAUCACCUUCAGGUUUCUGCACCUUGAAUCCCAUUCUUCGCCUCGCCAUUAUCCUUUAGUUGCAAUUGCAUUGUGGAUUUGCGGUGCCGUUGAUCUAGCCGCGCGUGCAUGUGCACGCGAGCACGGACGACGCAGGCGGCAGGCCGGCUAGCGCGCGCCCGCGCCGUCGCGACGUGAUCCGGCGAUGGGGUGCGCAACCUCCACCGAGGCGCGGCGCGACAUGGUGUGGGUCGGCGCCGACGCCCCCUCGCGCCGGAGCUUCUCGCUGCCCUCCGUCGACCGCCAGCGUCUGCGGCUUAGGGCCGGUUCGAUGCUCGGCACCCUCGGCCUCGCCGGCAGCGCCCGUCACUCCGGCUCGUGCAGGCACGCGACGCUGUCGGUGGAGGAGAUGAUGAAAGGCGACAACGACCACGGCGCGGACGCGGUGCUCCUCGGCGACGACGCGGCGAAGCGGCCCUUGAAGCCCCGCACGCCGACGCUGACGCCGCCCAACGAGCCUGAGGUGAUCAACGCGUGGGAGCUCAUGGCGGGGCUCGAGGACGACGAGCCGACGCCGCGCGCCCCGUACAAGAAUCUGCUACUCGAUGAGCCGCCGCAUGAGUUCGUCUUGGAGGCGCCGCCGCUGCCGCAGUGGAUGCAGGCCGACAUGGACAUACCCGUCGCCUUAGACUUCGACCCGGAGGUACUGUCCGGAUUCCGGGAGGCGCUAGAGGGCACGACGCCGUCGCCGGAGCCUGCUGUUGUCUCGUCCGCCGAGGACGAGACACCCAGGGAGCAGGAGCCGCAGAAUAGGAAGGGCGCGGAUGCAUGUGACAUGCCAAUGUCGCCGCCGUCGCCGGAGCCUGCGGUUGUCUCGUCCGCUGAGGACGAGACACCCACCAGGGAGCAGGAGCGGAAGGAUAGGAAGGACGCGGAUGCAUGUGACAUGCCAAUGUCGCCGCCGUCGCCGGAGCCUGCGGCUGUGGUUGUCUCGUCCGCCGAGGACAAGACACCCAGGGAGCAGGAGCGGAAGGAUAGGAAAGACGCGGAUGCAUGUGUCAUGCCAAUGUCGCCGGCCACCGGCGACAUGCCGCCGGAGCUUUCCGGGCUUGUCCGUGCCCGCAUCAUCGCGUUCCAAGAGAGGAUCGAACGGAGGCGAACCAAGGGCCGCGACGCCAAGCUGUCGCCCCUGUGGCCGCCGGGGGGCGAGCGGAAGGCGGUGGUGUACUUCACGAGCCUCCGCGGCGUGCGCAAGACGUUCGUGGACUGCUGCGCCGUGCGCAGCAUCCUGCGCAGCUACGGCGUGCGCCUGGACGAGCGCGACGUCUCCAUGCACGCCGUCUUCAAGGCCGAGCUCGCGGACCUCCUCGGGCCCGGGUUCGCAGGCGCCGCGCUCCCGCGCGUGUUCAUCGACGGCCAGUACCUCGGCGGCGCCGAGGACGUGCACUUCCUGCACGAGGCGGGCGAGCUCGGGCGCGCCCUGGAGGGGUGCGAGGCCGCGCCCUCGCGGAAGCUCGGGUACAUGGAGGCAUGCGCCGCCUGCGGCGACGUCCGGUUCGUGCCGUGCGAGACGUGCUACGGCAGCUGCAAGAUCUUCGUCGAGGACGACGACGCGGACGACAGGUAUCACGACGUCGGCGAGUUCCGGCGGUGUUCCGAUUGUAAUGAGAAUGGCCUCGUCAGAUGCCCCGUCUGUUGCUGUUGAUGCUUGUACCGCGUAAGCUAUGGGUAGAUCAGUUGUUUUUUUACUGUACUUUGUAGUUUGUACAGUGUGGACAGCAUUAUAACAUAAUUUUGAUAGGAACAGGAUCCUUAUAAUAAUUCCGUGCUUAGUGCCUAUACUGUUUUUCAUGUGUCAAAAUAAAGGAAUUUCAGGA
Messenger RNA from Sorghum bicolor (sorghum), 2092 nucleotides. RefSeq lists its product as uncharacterized. The record is from RefSeq and is a predicted model, not a curated record. Lineage: Eukaryota; Viridiplantae; Streptophyta; Magnoliopsida; Poales; Poaceae. The coding region runs from base 421 to 1920 and encodes 499 amino acids. The transcript has a single exon.